Molecule: messenger RNA, 3635 nt
Organism: Chlorocebus sabaeus (green monkey)
Lineage: Eukaryota; Metazoa; Chordata; Mammalia; Primates; Cercopithecidae
Gene: FLT3
Product: fms related receptor tyrosine kinase 3
Biological process (GO): protein phosphorylation; cytokine-mediated signaling pathway; cell surface receptor protein tyrosine kinase signaling pathway
Cellular component (GO): plasma membrane; signaling receptor complex
Molecular function (GO): transmembrane receptor protein tyrosine kinase activity; growth factor binding; ATP binding
Source: RefSeq, a predicted model, not a curated record
CACAGAGCUUGAUGUCAUCCUGGUUCUCGGCACACUCCAAAAACUGUUUGAUCUCAUAGAAGCAAGGCUGCUGCUGCUGUACCAGCUGGGCUCCCUGAGGCUCCUGGAGAACAUAAAGCUUUGUAUGUUAAAAAUGACAUUGAAAUAUUUCACCUGUGAGCUGCUACUGAAACAAUGUCACAAUUUUUGAUGAGAGAGAAGAAAGGCAGAGGAGAUAUUUGUGUGACUUAAGGGGUGGAAACAUGGCAUCAAGAUGCUGUUGUUUUUUCUGCAAUGAUAUUUGGGACUAUUACAAAUCAAGAUCUGCCUGUGAUCAAGUGUGUUUUAAUCAAUCAUAAGAACAAUGAUUCAUCAGUGGGGAAGUCAUCAUCAUAUCCCAUGGUGUCAGAAUCCCCAGAAGACCUCGGGUGUGCAUUGAGACCCCAGAGCGCAGGGGCAGUGUACGAAGCCGCCACGGUGGAAGUGGAUGUAUCUGCUUCCAUCACAUUGCAAGUGCUGGUCGACACCCCAGGGAACAUUUCCUGUCUCUGGGUCUUUAAGCACAGCUCCCUGAAUUGUCAGCCACAUUUUGAUGUACAAAAUAGAGGAGUUGUUUCCAUGGUCAUUUUGAAAAUGACAGAAACCCAAGCUGGAGAAUACCUACUUUUUAUUCAGAGCGAAGCUACCAAUUACACAAUAUUGUUUACAGUGAGUAUAAGAAAUACCCUGCUUUACACAUUAAGAAGACCUUACUUUAGAAAAAUGGAAAACCAGGACGCCCUGGUCUGCAUAUCUGAGAGCGUUCCAGAGCCGAUCGUGGAAUGGGUGCUUUGCGAUUCACAGGGGGAAAGUUGUAAAGAAGAAAGUCCAGCAGUUGUUAAAAAGGAGGAGAAAGUGCUUCAUGAAUUAUUUGGGACGGACAUAAGGUGCUGUGCCAGAAAUGAACUGGGCAGGGAAUGCACCAGGCUGUUCACAAUAGAUCUAAAUCAAACUCCUCAGACCACAUUGCCACAAUUAUUUCUUAAAGUGGGGGAACCCUUAUGGAUAAGGUGCAAAGCUGUUCAUGUGAACCAUGGAUUCGGGCUCACCUGGGAAUUAGAAAACAAAGCACUCGAGGAGGGCAGCUACUUUGAGAUGAGUACCUAUUCAACAAACAGAACUAUGAUACGGAUUCUGUUUGCUUUUGUAUCAUCAGUGGCAAGAAACGACACCGGAUACUACACUUGUUCCUCUUCAAAGCAUCCCAGUCAAUCCGCUUUGGUUACCAUCGUAGAAAAGGGAUUUAUAAAUGCUACCAAUUCAAGUGAAGAUUAUGAAAUUGACCAAUAUGAAGAGUUUUGUUUUUCCGUCAGGUUUAAAGCCUACCCACAAAUCAGAUGUACAUGGACCUUCUCUCGAAAAUCAUUUCCUUGUGAGCAAAAGGGUCUCGAUGAUGGAUACAGCGUAUCCAAGUUUUGCAAUCAUAAGCACCAGCCAGGAGAAUAUAUAUUCCAUGCAGAAAAUGGUGAUGCCCAAUUUACCAAAAUGUUCACGCUGAAUAUAAGAAGGAAACCUCAAGUGCUCGCGGAAGCAUCAGCGAGUCAGGCGUCCUGUUCCUCGGAUGGAUACCCAUUACCAUCUUGGACCUGGAAGAAGUGUUCAGACAAGUCUCCCAACUGCACAGAAGAGAUCCCAGAAGGAGUCUGGAAUAGAAAGGCUAACAGAAAAGUGUUUGGACAGUGGGUGUCAAGCAGUACUCUAAACAUGAGUGAAGCCAUAAAAGGGUUCCUGGUCAAGUGCUGUGCCUACAAUUCCCUUGGCACAUCUUGUGAGACAAUCCUUUUAAACUCUCCAGGCCCCUUCCCUUUCAUCCAAGACGGCAUCUCAUUCUAUGCAACAAUUGGUGUUUGUCUCCUCUUCAUUGUCGUUUUAACCAUGCUGAUUUGUCACAAGUACAGAAAGCAAUUUAGGUAUGAAAGCCAGCUACAGAUGGUACAGGUGACCGGCUCCUCAGAUAAUGAGUACUUCUACGUUGAUUUCAGAGAAUAUGACUAUGAUCUCAAAUGGGAGUUUCCAAGAGAAAAUUUAGAGUUUGGGAAGGUGCUAGGAUCAGGUGCUUUUGGAAAAGUGAUGAACGCAACAGCUUAUGGAAUUAGCAAAACAGGAGUCUCAAUCCAGGUUGCGGUCAAAAUGCUGAAAGAAAAAGCAGACAGCUCUGAAAGAGAGGCACUCAUGUCAGAACUCAAGAUGAUGACCCAGCUGGGAAGCCACGAGAAUAUUGUGAACCUGCUGGGGGCGUGCACGCUGUCAGGACCAAUUUACUUGAUUUUUGAAUAUUGUUGCUAUGGUGAUCUUCUCAACUAUCUAAGAAGUAAAAGAGAAAAAUUUCACAGGACUUGGACAGAGAUUUUCAAGGAACACAAUUUCAGUUUUUACCCCACUUUCCAAUCACAUCCAAAUUCCAGCAUGCCUGGUUCAAGAGACGUUCAGAUACACCCGGACUCGGAUCCAAUCUCAGGGCUUCAUGGGAAUUCAUUUCACUCUGAAGAUGAAAUUGAAUAUGAAAACCAAAAAAGGCUGGAAGAGGAGGAGGACUUGAAUGUGCUUACAUUUGAAGAUCUUCUUUGCUUUGCAUAUCAAGUUGCCAAAGGAAUGGAAUUUCUGGAAUUUAAGUCGUGUGUUCACAGAGACCUGGCCGCCAGGAACGUGCUUGUCACCCACGGGAAAGUGGUGAAGAUAUGUGACUUUGGAUUGGCUCGAGAUAUCAUGAGUGAUUCCAACUAUGUUGUCAGGGGCAAUGCCCGUCUGCCUGUAAAAUGGAUGGCCCCUGAAAGCCUAUUUGAAGGGAUCUACACCAUUAAGAGUGAUGUCUGGUCAUACGGAAUAUUACUGUGGGAAAUCUUCUCACUUGGUGUGAAUCCUUACCCUGGCAUUCCGGUUGAUGCUAACUUCUACAAACUGAUUCGAAAUGGAUUUAAGAUGGAUCAGCCAUUUUAUGCUACAGAAGAAAUAUACAUUAUAAUGCAAUCCUGCUGGGCUUUUGACUCAAGGAAGCGGCCAUCCUUCCCUCAUUUGACUUCAUUUUUAGGAUGUCAGCUGGCAGAUGCGGAAGAAGCGAUGUAUCAGAAUGUGGAUGGCCGUGUUUCGGAACGUCCUCACAUCUACCAAAACAGGCGACCUUUCAGCAGAGAGAUGGAUUCAGGGCCACUCUCUCCGCAGGCUCAGGUCGAAGAUUCAUAGAGGAACAAUUUAGUUUUGAGGACUUCAUCCCUCCACCUAUCCCUAACAGGCUGUAGAUUACCAAAACAAGAUUAAUUUCAUCACUAAAAAAAAUCUAUUAUCAACUGCUGCUUCGCCGGACUUUUCUCUAGAAGCUGUCUGCAUUUACUCUUGUUUUCAAAGGGACUUUUGUAAAAUCAAAUCAUCCUGUCACAAGGCAGAAGGAGCUGAUAACGAACUUUACUGGAGCAUCAACCUGCAUCCAAGGCCUUCUCAGGCUGGCUUGAGUGAAUUGUGUACCUGAAGUACAGUAUAUUCUUGUAAAUACAUAAAACAAAAGCAUUUUGCUAAGGAGAAGCUAAUAUGAUUUUUUAAAUCUAUGUUUUAAAAUAAUAUGUAACUUUUUCAGCUAUUUAGUGAUAUAUUUUAUGGAUGGGAAUAAAAUUUCUACUACAGAA